GUCGAGGCCGCCAUGUUUACACUUGGCAGCUAGCUGUGUUGUGGGCUCAAGCGCUAUGAACGCCCUGCAUUCCAAGACAAAGAUGGCACUGAAGGGGCUUAUUUCCUCAUUUAGCUGCCUUUUCUUUGCAGCUGAGAGCUGCGGAUUGAUCUCCACAUCCUGAAGCUUCUUCCACUAGGUCCAGUAAGGCUAGGUUCAGACUACGGAAUUUCCAACAGAAAUUCAGACGUAAAAUUUCCUCUAGAAUUUCCGCUGGCUAUAAAGUACAUGCGAGUCAAUGGGAUUUCCGUGCACCUGUUCUACUGCAGAAUUUUUCCAUCAUAAUUUCCGUUGCGAAUUUCCGCUCGAAAAUUUCCACCUGAAGAAAGGGGGUGCUCUUUCUUCAGACGGAUUUCCGCCGCAGAAUCCCAUUGAGUUCAAUGGGACUCUCAUUUCCCUGUGGAUUUUUAGUCAAACGUGGAACGUAGGCAGAUUGCAAGCGGAUUCCAUGCAGAAAUUCCGUCCGGAUUUGAGUCUGAAAUUUAAAUAUGAUCAGCCCACUGCUUCUUGGACUAGCCCACAUUCUUCCAAUAAAACACUCCCCGUAUCCAGGUUGCACUCUCCAUUUUCCUGUUUAGCUUGUUCUUGUGGCUUGGUGUUUGGCUUCUUUUCUGCGUUUUCACCACCAGAAUUUUCCGAUAAUGUCUCAUCUGCCUUGUCCUGCAAUCAUUCCUGCCGAGAACCCACCAAUUAGGCACUUGCAACCCCCUGAGAUGCGUGCUUUGAUGAGCAUUUUGGUGAAUGUUUUGUGUCGUCGCAGGCAGCGUCAGUUGGAAGCCAGGAGGCUUCACCGUUAUUGGGUUCACCCCAUCAAUCUGCUGCGUGACGACCGUGGUCAUAUUGGUCAUCUUUAUGCUGAGCUCAGAAGUUUUCCGGACAAAUUCUAUAAUUUUGUCCGUAUGCCGAUGGAGGCAUUUGAUAAUCUUUUGGCCAUUGAUGGACCACAUCUUCAUCAUUCCAACACACAUUUGCGCAAAGCAAUCUUCCCAAUGGAGCGUCUGUUGAUCACCUUGAGAUUUCUUGCGACUGGGGAGAGUUAUGCCUCAUUACAUUUGCAGUUCCGUGUGGGCAAAUCAACCAUCAGCGGGAUUGUGACGGAAACCUGCACCAUGAUUUGGCAGUAUAUGCAGCCAAUUUUGUUGACCUGUCCAAACCAAGAGAGAUGGCUUCAGGCAGCAUCUGGAUUUCAGUCCAUUGCCCACUUUCCCAACUGCCUAGGCGCUGUGGACGGGAAGCAUAUUUGUGUCCAGCAGCCACCGGGAUCAGGAUCACGAUUCUACAAUUAUAAAAAAUAUUUUUCCGUGGUCCUGAUGGCGGUGGCUGAUGUUCAUUGCAAGUUUCUGGCUAUUGAAGUUGGCGCCUAUGGCAGUAGCGCGGACUCACGGGUGCUGAUGUCUUCUAAAUUUGGUCGCCAUGUCAUUAAAAAUCAAGUGACUCUGCCUCCACCCCAGCCACUUCCUGGUACCAUGAAUCUCCUUCCCUAUGUUUUUGUCUCUGAUGAGGCUUUCCCCCUUCUGCCGAACCUCAUGCGCCCAUACCCACAAAGGGGAAUUGAUGACCGUAAGUGAGUGUUCAACCAGAGGCGUACCCGGGCACGGCGCUUUGUGGAGUGCGCAUUUGGGAUCAUGGCUGGGAAGUGGAGGAUCUUGAGCACUGCUAUUCAGUUGGAUGUUGACACAGUAGACUCAGUCAUUAAAGCCACAUGUGUUCUCCACAACUAUAUUCUGGACUAUGCUAGCCCCGAUCUAGAAUAGGAGGAACAUGUGGCAUGGGGUGUGUCUGCUGGGUCAUGGGGUUCUGGACGCACAUCUCAACAAGCAAAAGAGGUUAGAGAAGCCUUCACUUCCUAUUUCCUGUCUCCUGAUGGUGCUGUUCCCUUGCCUCCCCCUUGGUAAAUGUUGUAUCCUGCAUAAUUUUGAGUGUUGUAUUUUUGUUUGGAAAAAGUCUGAGUAGUAAAAUCCAAAU
Hyla sarda is the source of this 2004-nucleotide messenger RNA. RefSeq lists its product as uncharacterized. Bases 681 to 1607 code for a protein of 308 amino acids. The transcript is spliced from 5 exons. The record is from RefSeq and is a predicted model, not a curated record. NCBI's taxonomy places the organism in Eukaryota, Metazoa, Chordata, Amphibia, Anura, Hylidae.